AUGGAUAAUUAUCUUCAAUUGUUGAAUGUUAAUCCUUUUUUUGAAACCUUUACCUUAGCACAAGCUUGUUUAACUACAUACCGUAAACAUUUUUUAAAAGAAAAAACCUUAGGUAUAGUUCCAAUUAACAAUUAUCGUAAAAAGAAUAAUCAAUCUUGCAUUGGAUUAAUGUGGCUUGAAUUUAAAAACCAGGCCAGCUGUGGUAAAAUUCAAUAUGAAUAUGUUUUACCAGACUGUGGAUUACAAGUAGACGGUUUUAAUCAAGAUACUAACACUGUUUAUGAAUUUUUAGGAUGCUUUUAUCAUGGGUGCGAAGACUGUUUUUUCAACAGGGACUUCGUUGUUUAUGGAUUUAAAAUGCAAACUAAGUUUGAAAAUACUAUGUACAAAAUAAAUUUUUUAAAACAAAAAGGAUAUGUUGUAUGUUAUGAGUGGGAAUUUAUAUUUACCCCGAUUAAUGCUCGAGAUGCUAUUUUUGGAGGUCGUCAUCCAAAAAUUUAUAAUUUUCACGAAUGUAAUCAAUUCAAAAAUGAUAUUAGUAAAAUAGAUGGUUUAUUUAAAUGUUCUGUUUUACCACCACAAAAUUUAUGGCUUCCAAUACUACCAAUUCGCGCUAAUAACAAAAUGUUAAUGGUUUUAUGCCGCACAUGCGCGGAAAGGGAAAAUGUUGUAUCCAAAUGUACUCACAAUGAUACAGAGAGGAUGCUUUUUGGCACUUGGACAGAUAUGGAAUUAAAAUUAAGUGUGAAAUAUGGAUACAAAAUAGUAGAAAUACAUGAAUUUUGGCAUUAUGAUUGUGAAACUUAUGAUCCGAUAUAUAAAACAGGUGGACUUUUUACUGACUACAUGAACUAUUUCAUAAAAUACAAGACUGAAGGUUCGGGUUAUCCAACUGGUAUACAAACUGAAUCUGAACAAGAUGCAUAUAUAAAAAAUUUUUUUGAUAAAGAAGGCAUAAUGUUAGAUCAAUCCAAAAUUUCUCUAAAUCCUUCACUACGAAAUCUGGCAAAACUAAAGUUGAAUUCAUUUUGGGGAAAAUUAAUACAACGAAAUGAUCGUCAUAUAACGACUGUUGUACAAAACAUAACACAAUUUCAUAACUUGAUUCAUUCAAAUGGUGUGUCAAUAAUGGAUAUAUUAGUUGCAAGCAAGCAUCAGAUUUGGAUUAGUUGGAAAUACAAUUUUCCUGAAAUGAAUCCUGUUCUUAAAAAUCAAUCUUUAAUAAUUGGAGCUUUUACUACGGCGCAUGCUAGAUGUCUACUUUAUAAUGAAAUUAGCAAAAUUGGUAAAAAUCUUUUGUAUUGCGAUACGGAUUCUAUGAUUUUUGUUCAGCAAACUGAGAAUGAAUAUGAUUUAAAGAUAGGUACUUUAAUUGGAGAUUUAACUAACGAACUUGCAUCAUAUGGAAAAAAUGUUUACGGUACAGAAUUUGUAUCAACAGGUCCCAAAAGUUAUUCGUAUCGUUACUAUAAUCCUGAUACAGAUAAGUUUGGAGAAGUUGUUAAGUGUAAAGGAAUAACAAGCACUAAAAGUGAAACAUCUUUGAAUUUUGAACACAUGAAGGAAAUUGUUACCGACCCUUUUGGAUGCAGUAAUUUGUAUUUCACAACAGUUAAUAAAAUUAAACGCCAAAAGCAUUUUCAAGUAACAUCAGAAGAUGAAAAAAAAAAUUUGGAUUUACAUUUACAAAACGAGUGUGUCGUAGCAACUUUGAAACAAUUCCUUACGGAUUUUUAA
Messenger RNA from Condylostylus longicornis, 1737 nucleotides. RefSeq lists its product as uncharacterized. The transcript is spliced from 4 exons. Lineage: Eukaryota; Metazoa; Arthropoda; Insecta; Diptera; Dolichopodidae. Bases 1 to 1737 code for a protein of 578 amino acids. The record is from RefSeq and is a predicted model, not a curated record.